Messenger RNA from Paramuricea clavata, 1628 nucleotides. Lineage: Eukaryota; Metazoa; Cnidaria; Anthozoa; Malacalcyonacea; Plexauridae. The record is from the annotation of a GenBank genome assembly.
AUGUUCUUGCUUGAUGUACUUGCUGGCUGGCCAGGUUCUGUUCAUGACUCGAGAGUGCUUAGAAAUUCUGGUCUUUAUGAAAAUGCUGCAAAUAAAUUCCCAGGAGACUCGUACCUGUUGGGAGAUGGAGGCUAUCCUUUGCUAAGGUUCUAAAAAGAAUGACAUAAUAUUUAUUUUUGGAAGUCUUAGCCUAUUUUGAUGCUCAAUAAACCUUGCGGGUACUAUCGUCUGGUACAAGAGCCCUAAAUACUUAUUAACCCUUUCCCGACAGACCGGUUUCGCAUUACAUUUCGAUUCAAUUUUUCUAAUAUAAAUAUCUCGGCGAGUAUUUACCCCCUUUUAAAUAAAUGCCACCAUUGAAAUCCUCAUAAAAUAACCUUUCGAACGGGGGGUCAAAUGCCGUCAAAACAUUACACAAAGCGAAACAAUCAUAUAUUUACUCACCGCUUGGCCAAAGAUUCUAAAUUUCACAUCCACAAGAUCUUGAAUACCCCUUGAACUUUUCGUCAUUUGCUAAACGGCUAUACGUGUAAAAUACUCUCUGUAUUCAAGCGCUUUCGUGUAGAAAGUUUCGUAUGUAUACGCCGACUAGAAAUAUUUAUUUUGAAUUUUUCAAGAUAUCGGGUUUUACUCGCACUUGCGUACAUUGCGCAAUAAUUGGCCAAUAAGAAGCUCCUUUGGCCGGGAUGAUGUCAAACUCGCGCGUGUAGGUGCAAUUUGACCUUGCGAAUCCAUUUCUGGCCUUUCCAGGGUCAUACGAUACAAACGCCGCAUUGUUUUGACGGUUUUCGGUCGUAUUUCCGGUUGGGAUUAAUUCACUUCGAGCUCACAGUCGGACAAGAAAUGAUAAAAGAUACAGAUUUGUACAGUCAGGGUUGCAAAUAACACUCCAGAAACACUAUUUAAUGGGGAUUCGAACAAGACUAUUACAAAGACGAUAUGUUCGAUGGGGCCGAAGUUAUUUUCGGUGAAAGGUAUGGCUAGUCUAUAAUAAUCUGUAUUUUUGUUCAGACAAUUGCAUAAUUUGAUACAAUAUGAUCGUUUUGACUUUCAAAGGCCCAUAAAUCAUUACAAUACUAAUAAUGACUAUAACUAUCAUUUGGAACUAGUUGAUAUUUUAUUUCUGAAUCGAAUGGUGGUAUUUCUGUCUUCAUAGCAUGCACUGAACCGAAAGUAUGAGAUUUCGAGCCGCGAACUGGGCCCUGUUGAGAAAGAGUUAAAGGAUUCGUUUUUAUGUUGAUGGUUUUAUGUCACCCUUAAAUGUGAUAGUUAAUUUGCUUUAACAUGCCACUUUGUUUUUUAGAUGGCUGAUAACUCCACUUAAAAACAAUGGUUAUUUAACUCCCCAUGAAAAAAGAUUCAACACAGCACUUUCAAGUUUACGACAAAUAGUGGAGCGGGCUAUCUCACUCUUAAAAGGUCGAUGGCGUAAACUAAAGUAUCUUGAUCAUCUUGAUUUGGAACUUGCUGUGCAAAUUAUUAUGGCUGCAUGUGUACUCCACAAUUUUUGUCUAUUACAUGAUGAUUUUGAUAACUAUUUCCUACCAGAUGAUGAGGAUGACAAUCAGCAAGAUGAUGAUGAUAACAACAACCAUGAGAUAAAUGAUGGUGCAGCAGUCCAAAAAUGA